Messenger RNA from Linnemannia hyalina, 1959 nucleotides. The record is from the annotation of a GenBank genome assembly. Lineage: Eukaryota; Fungi; Mortierellomycota; Mortierellomycetes; Mortierellales; Mortierellaceae.
AUGACACCCUCGGCAUCGGAGAGGUUCUUCGGAAUCAACGAACUAGUAAUGCAGCUUGGACCACUCCUCAACCAAAACACAUUGGCAAAACUGAUGCGGACGAGCAAGCGGCUGAACGAGAUCUUUACACCCUACUUCUUCCACGAACUCGACUUUUUCGACGAACCUUCCCGUGACUUUCGGCUACUCCGGGCAACAACACCCAUUGAGGCUUUGAGGAAGGCCGUCACCCAUGUCCGCGAACUGGCAACGGGACCUCUCUUUACUGGAUACUACUAUCAAUGCCUACUCUUGCACCAGGAAGAGAUAAACGCCAAACGUGCCUUCGCCACCUACCAACCAGCCUGGAUGCCGCCCCUCGACCUUUCCAACAGCCAUAUUGUCUCCCUCCCGCCUCUGACCAACCUCACAGAGUUCAAUUGCUUUUCUCGGCCAGGAUUUUCCGACAGUCAUCAUCGGUGUUAUGUCAAAGGGUUUCGGCAAGGUGGCGUCCCACUGGCACAGGUUCUCUGGAUCAUCAAUUGCUGUCCUUCCCUCGUCGAUCUUGGUAUGGAGGUCUUUGUGACGACGCAGCAGGAUGUCUUGGUGCUCGCUUCCGUCAUCUCCAAGAUCCCACGACUUCGGCGGCUAGAAUUGAGCAUCCAGAGGAUGGAGUCGCUUUUCCCCACCUUGGGCUCAACACUCUUUUUCAAGGUUCCAUUAACAGUCGACGAACUCAGUAUCCACUACGACGACUUUGCGGAUGAAGACGACAGCGACUACGACGAAUAUUUCGGAAUCGAGCAGGAUCCUGGAAGUGGCACCAACUCAGAAGAAAAACCAGAGCGAGGAGGAGAACACAAGCGGGGACCGACCUCGACCUUGACGUAUGCGGAGCUCCAGGAUGUUUUGACUAGGAGAGAGCAACCACUAUCCAACCUCACACGGCUGACAAUACAAGCAAUUCGAUACAGCACACUCGCCGACGUUUUGGAUAUCUUUAACCACUGUCCCAAUAUCACCUCGCUCUCUGUUCCGGGCCUUCCGGACCAUGUCGACACGGAUGAGGUCGGCCGACACAUUGCCAAGGUCUGCACUAAACUUCGCAAGCUCGCCCACACGUGUGUCCUUUUUGAUGGACGACUGGUUAUGUCGAUCAUGGGUGCAAUACCGGAGCAACAACUGGAGUGUCUCACUUACUUUCGCCUCGACAAGGAAUCGGCCACAGCCGCAGCGUUGAUUUUGCGACACUCGACAAGUCUUCGGACCAUCCGAUUCGACCAGUGUCACUAUUUCAGCAGCAAGGCGAUUCAGUCGAUCUUGGUCGGAUGUCAGGGUCUAGAGGUCCUGACGUUCCGCUACAGUGAUCAGAAGAGCAUUUCUCUGGACCUUAAGGAUGCAGUCGAGUUCAGGUGGGGCGCGACCAGAUUGAAGACGCUGCAACUGGUGAUUGAUAUUGGCGACAUGUCGUCAUUGCUAGGCGAGGACCCUUACUACAAGCGAACAGCACCUAUUACUUUCAGCGACGAGGAGAUAAUCCAAGUGACGAUGCUCGAACGGUUCUACACUCAACUCGGCGAACUCGUACAGCUGGAAAAAUUGGAUCUAGGGGCUCAUGUCCAACGCUUCCCACGCGUAAUUGAUCCCAGAAAAACCUCUAUCUACAGGCGCGUGACGUUUCCUGGGUUGAUGUCGCUGGGUGACCCAUCAACGGGAAGGCCAGGGUUCCUGCAUCGUUUGGGAGGGCUGCGGAAACUGAAGGAGUUGAAGGGAUCUGUUCAUGGGGGGAUGGAGGAGACAGUUGUGACGAUGGGACAGAAAGAGGUGGAGUGGAUAGUUGCGAACCUUGUAUCCCUCGAGCAGGCAGAUUUCUGUUGUCGACAUCCGAUGGUGAACAAGGAUACGGAGAACUUCCCGUGGUUCAAGUGGUUGAAGAGUCAGAGGCCCAACCUUACCUUGUCGUCUUUGCUCUCGCGGUGA